UUUGUCUGAUUUCCCGCAGCCACAGCGUCGAUGAGAAGCAGUCGAGGAACUCCAUUCUAACUGAAUGGAUUGGUAUGGGGAGAAGCGGACCUCAAAUCUCGGCUAAGCGGCAGCUUUGGGACUGUGUAACGUUGACGAUGGUUGUACUUUCGCUGCUGUUUCGAUCAGCUCACUGCCAGCAGUGUCGAAUCCAGCGCUGCAAUGCGGAGUAUGUGGCUUUUACCUCACCCUCUAGUGGGCUUCAGGAGGACGUGGCUCUGGAUGUGGACUACUGCAUCGCCCUGCGGGCCUAUGCCUUGUGCACCCGCCGGCAGGCACGGAGCUGCCGGGGUGACCUGGUCUACCAUUCGGCUGUCUUCCGCAUUAAGGAGUUAUUCUCUCAGCACAACUGCUCGAGCGACGGGCCCACCUCCUCUGCAAAGGUCCCCAGCACGUCUCGGCCGGCCAUGUCAGAGCUGUGCGACUACGAGAAUCGGGUCCUUGUCUCCGGCUCAGCUGGUCAGCAGAAGAAAUAUGCCCACUGUGGAUUAUUCGGAGACCCGCACCUACGGACUUUCCGAGACGAAUUUCAGACCUGCAAGGUGGAAGGGGCGUGGCCUCUGAUCGAUAACCGCUUCCUGUCGGUGCAGGUGACCAAUGUGCCCGUCGUCCUCGGCUCCAGCGCCACAGCGACCAGCAAGAUCACAGUGAUUUUCAAGUCGUAUCACGGCUGUACAGAUCAGAAGGUGUACCAGGCCACCACAGAAGAUCUGCCGCUUGCCUUUCAGGAUGGAACCCGCAGCGGAGGUGAGAGUGGCAGCCUUACGAUCGUAGAGCGAGGAGGCUCUGGCGUGGGCCGGCAGGUGAAGAUACAGGCCCGUUACAUCGGCACGUCCAUCAUCGUCCGGCGUGUGGGCAGCUACCUGACCUUCGCAAUCCGCAUGCCAGAAGACACCCUGGACUUCUCGGAGGACAAUGGCGGUCUGCAGCUCUGCCUGCACGGAUGCCCACGCAACGAGCUCAUCAAAGAGCACACGCUGGGCCGCCAGCAGCCCCGCCUGCCAGGUGCUGGGCAGGGCACCAACACAGAGUUGGGUCCACUGCGGCCUCCUCACCAAGUCUAUACGGUAGAGCGGGCCACAGCCAAGUGUAGAGAGACUCUGCAGGUGGAGGAUGUGUACUUUCAGUCCUGCGUGUUUGACUUGCUGACCACAGGAGACCCUGAGUUCUCUAUGGCAGCCUACAGCGCUCUGGAGGAUUUAAAGGCGCUGCCACCCAGUAAACUGAAGCAGAAUCCACCAAGGACUCCUCCUCCCCACAACAGAGGGAUGUCACACACAUCAGCAGCAGUUAACAGCGGCUCCCUGCUCGCACUCUUACUCCUCAUUCUGCUGCUUUUGUAAAAAAAAAUUAUAUAUAAAUGAUUUUUUUUUUUAAAGAGUGAAACAUGGAAACAAACAGAACGUGGAAGCAUUACCAGCUUGAGGAAAGAGUGACUUGAGCUCUGACAUAUAUUGUUUUUUUUUAAAUUUGUGAAUGUUGUGAUCUUUUUCUGUUUUUGUCAUUUGAAGGAAUUCACACUCAUAAAAGAUGGUGUUUCUCCCACUUUGCAUUUUUUCUGGGUGAUUCACACAUUGGUCACAUCAUUUUGAAGAAAUGUUGUUUUCACAUGCUCACUAAUAAUUGGUUUACGAAAGAGAUUAGCUUUUGUAAAUAUACAACUCAUCAUAGUGCACAACCUGCAAACACUCCAUGUAUGAAGAUGCAUAUGACUCCAUACUGUAUGUAAGCAGUUUUGUUAUACGGAGCAAUGUGGCUUCUAGAUCCUGUAUAAUCCAGUAAUAUCAAGAGCACUUAAAGGUUUUAACAGCAAGUUUUGUGUAUUUAAAUGUUAUUUCUUUGUCUAUUACAACUAUUCUUUCAGAAUUCUUUAAAUACACAGGAUCCAACAACUGUAUGUAAAAACUACCUAUGCAUAAUAUACGAUGUGUCAGUGUGAUAUUCAACAAUUCUCAGUUCUCAUCUUCUGUAAAAACACUCCCUCUUCAAGCUGUUUGGCUUCCAGUUUUAAAGGUUAAAAAACCCCACAAAUCUUUAUAUAAUAAUAUAUUAAAAGUGUAUAUAUGUGUUUUAUAUUGUGUACAUUUGCCUGUGUAUAGAUGUUUUAACUGUAAUAUGUUUUACAUUUGUUGUGUUUAGUAGGUUAUUUUUGAGUCAUUUUAAGAAAAGUAAAAGUGUUGUGCUGUAUCUGUAAUUUUCUGUAUUAAAGUG
Scomber scombrus (Atlantic mackerel) is the source of this 2250-nucleotide messenger RNA. It is a transcript of the gene rgmd, whose product is annotated as RGM domain family, member D. The transcript is spliced from 3 exons. NCBI's taxonomy places the organism in Eukaryota, Metazoa, Chordata, Actinopteri, Scombriformes, Scombridae. Gene Ontology annotation, cellular component: plasma membrane. The record is from RefSeq and is a predicted model, not a curated record. Gene Ontology annotation, biological process: BMP signaling pathway. The coding region runs from base 75 to 1382 and encodes 435 amino acids. Gene Ontology annotation, molecular function: coreceptor activity.